Molecule: messenger RNA, 2268 nt
Organism: Naumovozyma castellii
Lineage: Eukaryota; Fungi; Ascomycota; Saccharomycetes; Saccharomycetales; Saccharomycetaceae
Gene: RRP6
Product: exosome nuclease subunit RRP6
Exons: 1
Coding region: 1-2268 (755 amino acids)
Source: RefSeq, a predicted model, not a curated record
AUGUCUGAGCAGUCACAAGAACAGGAAAAGACUUUACUUCCUAAGGUGGUAAACACAGUUAGAGCUGCGUCGGCGCUGGCCGCUCAAGAUGUCGAUUUUUACAGGAGUAUAGAUAAGGAUAUUGCUCAUUCAUUAGAACAGUCCUCUAACCAAAUAGCUGACAUGAUUAACAGUGUUCUGUUAUCCAUUGAUGAAAAUUCAGAGCAAGUGGAUGGAACAAAGGAGAACUUAGAAGAUAUAUGGAAGGAUUUUGGUAAUUUGAUGGAUAAUCUAUUUGAAAAAUCAGAUAGGUCUAUAGAUAUUAUAACUCGUGGACACGGUGGUAGUAAUGGGCAAUCCGGUAUGCAAUAUAUUGAUGAGUUCUCGGGCAGAGAUUUGACACCUGGGAAACAAAUAUUGAAGCCACAAUUGAAAUUUACUACUCCUAUUGAUAAUACAGAAUCACAUCCUUUCAUCCCACUAUUGAAAGAAAAACCCUUUGCACUAAAGCCCCUGGAGGAGUCUAUGCAAAUGAUUCCUGAAGAUGAAACGUCUCCAAUGCAUUACCCACAACCGUACGAAUAUGAGAUUGAUCACCAAGAAUAUAAUGAUUUAAUAUUACAGAAGAAGGACCCAAUACCCUCUACCUCGUGGACAGAUAAUGAACCAAUUUGGGUGGACACAGUAUCUCAACUACAAUCUAUAAUGCCCGAUUUGGAAGCCUCUACGGAAAUUGCCGUGGAUUUGGAGCAUCACGACUAUAGAACAUAUUACGGUAUUACGUGUCUCAUGCAAAUAAGUACGAGGAAGAAUGAUUAUUUGAUAGAUACAUUAGCAUUACGUGAGGAUUUACAAAUAUUGAAUAACGUUUUCGCUAAUCCCAUGAUUACAAAGGUAUUCCAUGGUGCAUUCAUGGAUAUAAUUUGGUUACAAAGAGAUUUAGGUCUUUAUGUGGUGGGAUUAUUUGAUACCUUUCACGCAUCAAGAGCCAUGGGCUUGCCCAAACAUAGUUUAGCAUAUUUAUUAGAAAAGUUUGCUCAAUUCAAGACUUCCAAGAAAUACCAACUAGCAGAUUGGAGAAUUAGACCACUCUCGAAGGCAAUGCACGCGUACGCAAGAGCAGAUACGCAUUUCUUAUUAAACAUUUUUGAUCAAAUGAGAAAUUCUCUAAUUGAACAAAAUAAGUUAGCCGGCGUGUUAAAAGAAUCCAGAAAUGUUGCCAAGAGAAGAUUUGAAUAUUCCAGCUUUAGACCUAAAGUGCUACAAACGAAUGGGUUAGUUUAUUCUCCUAUUGAAAAGGAUGAUCCAUGGAAAACUAUCAUGUUCCAAUAUAAUAUUCCCCCACAGAAGGAGCCUCUUUUGAAAGAGUUGUACCAAUGGAGAGAUAAGAUUGCUAGAAGAGAUGAUGAAUCGCCAAGAUUCGUAAUGCCCAAUCAGUUAUUAGUAUCAUUGGUAGCGUACACUCCGAUUGAUGCACCUGGUGUUGUUUCAGUGAGCAAUUCAGUCACAGAUUAUGUUAGAUCCAAUUCAAAGAUAUUAGCAAACCUUAUCAAAAAUUGUCUUGCCAAGAUGAAGGACAACAAAUUUUUGGAUAACAAUGUUGCGGAAGAGGGAAUUUCAGUAGUACCAGAAACAGGUCAUGAUCUUUCACAAAAGUUAACGAUACACCAAUUACAGAACUUGAAAUCCAAAUUCCAGUUGUUAAGUGAUAAGUUUAAUAACUCUGUGAAGACAAGAUUAUCAAACCAUGAUCAGUUAUAUCUAUUCGAUGGUAUUUCCUUUGCUGAUGAUGUAACAAUUAAAUAUUUUGCAGAUGGUAAGAUUCAGACAACUGCGGAGCAAUAUAAGGAACGUUCUGAACAAUUUGAUGACGCCAUGAAACAAUUAGAGGAAGUUGAAUAUUGUAUACCUGUUAUUGAAGAAAACAAGCAAACCCAGGAUCAAGAUAACAUUCCACCGAUCACCGUGGCCACUAAUGCUGAAGGUCAAGUCAAUGAAAUGAUAGAGAAACCAGAGGAUUUGGACGAAGUCAUUGUGCUCAGAAAGACGAAUAAGAACAAGAGUAUAAAGAACAAGCCAAAGAACAGAGAAGAACCGGAAUUGGAGAUUAUUGAUUAUUUCAAGACUGCUAAAGUUCUUACAAAUGAUAAAAAUUCAAGAGGAGGACGUAAUAAUAAUGGCAACAAGAGGAAAAGAUUUGAUCCUUAUUCUGCUGCAAAUGAAGGUCCCGCUGCUCCAAAGAAGAGAAAGAAUGUGACUAGAGGGAAGAACGUCUCAUUUAAGAGGUAA